Messenger RNA from Panicum virgatum (switchgrass), 1371 nucleotides. Its product is annotated as cyclin-P4-1-like. The coding region runs from base 109 to 843 and encodes 244 amino acids. NCBI's taxonomy places the organism in Eukaryota, Viridiplantae, Streptophyta, Magnoliopsida, Poales, Poaceae. Gene Ontology annotation, molecular function: protein kinase binding. The transcript has 2 exons. Gene Ontology annotation, biological process: regulation of cyclin-dependent protein serine/threonine kinase activity. The record is from RefSeq and is a predicted model, not a curated record.
GCGUUCGUACCCCCGCGUUCCUCCCCCCUCUCCGCGCCAGAUCCAAUCGGAAUUUUUCAAAGCUCAUUGCCCCAGCGAUCCGUCGAAACCCUAGCCCACGCUUCCGCCAUGUCUGCCGCCGUCGCCGGCCCCGUCCUGCGCGAGGACGACCGGGGGAUCCCCCGAUCCCUCCCCCUCCUCGCGACGCUCGUGGAUGCGGAGGCCCGCCGCUACGCCGCCACCGCUGCAUCCCGACCCGCCGAGACCGGCCUCCUCCGCGCGUUCCGCGGCGGCGCCGCCCCCAAGGUCCCGAUCCGCGCCUUCCUGGAGCGGAUCCACCUGCUGACGCGGUCGAUGCCGUCCACCCGGAGCAUGGUUCGGAUCGACGGCACCUGCUUCGUGCUCGCCGGCAUCUACCUGACUCGCUUCGUCCGCAGCCCCGCCGGCAGGGAGGCGGGGAUCCUGGUGGAGCCGGCCACUGCGCACCGCCUGCUGGCCGCCGCUGUCUUCCUCGGCGCCAAGUUCGGCGGCCACCCUCCCAGGAGGUGGACCGCGGUGUUCGAGGCCAGCUCCGAAGGCGCAAUCCGCGCCGGCGAGAUGCCGGAUCUUGAGGGCUGCUUCCUGCGCGCCAUCGGGUUCCGCCUCUUCGUCGACAGCGAUGGGUUCGACGGGUUCUGCAAGGAUGCGAGUAGAAGAUGCCCAAGGUGGAGAAGGCGUCGUCCUGCGUCAGUCUCGGGAGCGUGCCUGCAGGGGAGUCAAACAAUUCUUAUAGUUUUAGUUUUAGCCAAGUUGUUUGAGGCACUGUUGGCUGCUUUUCAUUGUUCGGCUGUCUAUUUGUCUGCAGGUGUUCGAUGCUGCGAGUAGAAGAUGUCCGGGGUGGAAAGGCGUCGUUCAGCGUCUGAUCAAGGUUCAGCUGCUCGUCGCCAAAGUUGCCGGAGUCUGGAGUGGGGGAGUCAAGCAAAUCUUUUGUUUAGCCAAGGCUGUUUGAUCCACUAUUGGCUCAGUGAAACACUUCAUUUGUCCGAGGUGGAGAAGGCGUCGUUCAGCGUCUGGUCAAGGUUCAGCUUCUCGUCGCCAAAGUUGCCGGAGUCUGGAGGGGGGGGGGGGGAGUCAAGCAAAUCUUUUGUUUAGCCAAUGCUGUUUGAUCCACUAUUGGCUCAGUGAAAGACUUGGAGUCAAUAAAAAGGGCACAAUACUGUGUUUGUACGUUGAAGUUCUAGUGCUUAAGUCUGUUGGAGCUACUGCCAACUCUGUGUUAGUGCAGUACCCUAUUUACUUGUGAUUAGGAUGUGGUUCUUCAGUAAUGGAUUUCUAUCUGAUCCUUUUCUUCUGAGUAAGACUUUCAGAUCAUUAAAAGGGGGAAUAAAGUGUUGCUCUGUCUGUAUGGUCUCA